UAAUGACAUCAGUGGAAACGGAGGCAGUGCCACACGAACACACUGCCGCUGCGCACAUCGCAGGCAGGUGAGACACUGACGUCGGGUCGGAUGUAGACGGCCGUACAAUAAACCCGCUCCUUUGCUCUGCCGGGAUACAUCGCUGCGUGAGGAUUGCUCGUAGAAAGUGAGCGAAAAUUCAGGAUGGUGAUAAAAUGAUGGUUGGACCGAGAGAGCAGUCCGUUGAAGGGAUCGUCCUCCUUCAACGCCAGACGGUGAAAUAACAAACUUCCACGCAACAACCGGAAAUGGCGAGUGAUCGGGUGGCCAUCCUUACGGAUGAUGAGGAAGACCAGAAGAGGAAAUAUGUUCUGUCUGAACCAUUUAACACUCUGUCCCUGGGGCAGGUGGCAAACACUACACCAUCCGGUCAAACCGGACCGCCUGCCCCCACUGACACACUCCCUUCUCAGCCCUCUCAGAAUAUGGACUGCACAGAGAGGUGCUGUGCGCGAAUAGACAAUCAUCUCUUGAUUUCCAAGGUCUUUUACUUCUUCUUUUACUCCGCAUAUGGCUCUUUACACCCCCUUCUUGCUGUGUACUACAAGCAGCUGGGAAUGACACCGAGCCAAAGUGGCCUGCUAGUCGGGAUCCGUUAUUUUAUAGAGUUCUGCAGUGCGCCUUUCUGGGGAGUAGUGGCGGACCGCUUCAAGAAAGGGAAGGUGGUGUUGCUGUUUUCUGUACUCUGCUGGGUGGUCUUUAACUGCGGUAUCGGCUUUGUCAAGCCAGCAGCUAUGACCUGUAUCAGUAAGGACCCUACUGCUGUGACACCAAGCAAUUUUACAAACUAUACGCAAGCUGGUAAUCGUACCAGACAAAGAAGAUACUUGAUUGAGGAUAUGUACUCUGCUCAACUUUCUCAGCCAAUAUUAGCAGAACAUGGACCUCACUUUAGAUACAUUCGAAGUGCAAAUGUAAAUACCACAAGCACUCCCUCUGGAAACCCCACAGAGAGUCCUGUCAGCAUUGCCAUGCCGUCUAACUCGACAAUGGCGUCGCCCCGUGCCUCGACGGCCACGUCUAAAUCUACCUCGACAACUGAAACACAAGCUACCACUGCCAAACUCAAAGAGUAUUUCAUAGUCUUUAAUAAGGACCAAGUAGAUACUAUAUUUCUCUUGAUCCUCUUGGUCAUUAUCAUAGGUGAGUUCUUCAGCGCCCCGGCUGUGACCAUCGUAGAUACCGUCACUCUUCAGUACUUGGGACAACACAGAGAUCGUUAUGGACUUCAGAGGAUGUGGGGAUCUCUGGGAUGGGGUAUCGCGAUGCUGUCAGUGGGUAUUUGGAUCGACCACACGCACAUCACAAUCUUCAUCCAGGGCUCGGGGUGUGAUCCCCCCAUCUAUAAAAAUUACCAAAUUGCGUUUAUAGUUUUUGGAGUCCUGAUGACCUCAGCGCUGAUAGUGGCAACUCAGUUCCACUUUGACAACAGGGUUUAUCAGGCAGAUGAGGAAGAGGACAAGAAGGAGGAUGUGGAAAUUCCUCAAGUUGUUCAGGAAGUCUCAUCUCCAGAGUCCAGCCCAGAUGAUGCACCCGUCUGCCCAGAAAGCAACUCGCAGCCUUUUCCCUUCAAAGAUCUUUUUCGGAUAAUUUGUGGCGUCCGCUAUGGUACAGUUCUGUUUGUGGCCUGGUUCAUGGGGUUUGGUUACGGUUUCGUGUUCACCUUCCUCUACUGGCAUUUGGAGGACCUCAAGGGCACCACCACUCUCUUUGGCAUCUGCUCAGUGCUCAGUCACGUGUCUGAGCUGGCCGCUUAUUUCAUCAGCCACAAACUCAUUGAGCUUGUCGGACACAUCAGAGUCCUUUAUAUUGGACUGGCCUGUAACACUGCACGCUAUCUGUACAUCUCCUACCUGGAGAAUGCUUGGAUAGUUUUACCCAUGGAGGUGCUUCAAGGUUUGACGCAUGCGUCAGUGUGGGCGGCGUGCAUCUCGUAUUUGAGCGCUGCUGUUCCUCCAGCUCUGCGCACGUCGGCUCAGGGGAUCCUGCAGGGGCUGCACCUGGGUCUGGGCAGAGGCUGCGGAGCCAUGCUCGGAGGGGUUUUUGUCAACUUCUUCGGUGCCGCAGAAACCUUCAGAGGCCUCGGAAUGGCCUCUCUGGUCACAUUAAUCAUCUUCUCUCUGAUACAGUGGCUGUUAGGUCAGAACGAGGAGAAAAAGGGCUCGAUGUUGGCUGAAAACAUCCCAGUUCCCUCCAGCCCAGUGCCCAUCGCCACUAUUGACUUAGUUCAGAACCAAUCCUCAUCUCGGCCAAACCCUGAAUCCAAGACUCCAAAGAAAACCAGGCAUCAAGAAGAACAAGAAGAUCCCAACAAACCCGCCUGGGUGGUCUCUGCCUCCCCCUGGGUCACCAUCGCUUUUGCCCUCUGUCAGAUCAGAGAUAUGGUGGCUUUGUCAAAGAACGGCCCCUGUGGUGAAAUUCAAGCCCCGCAGGGGAAAGGUGAGAAAAUCUGUCUUUGCAAUUUGAUUUUUUUUACAUAAAAAUGCAUGCAGUCCUGUCAGUCUGGUAUUGCAUUUCUUCUCUCAUUCUUAAUGUACUCUUGGAUAAUUUUCACAAGGCUUACUAACACCACUGUACAACUCACUUCUUACCAAAAAAUAAAUGCUUUUCUGCUGUCAGUUUUGUUUGUCUCCUUUUAAAACAUACUUCUUCGACUACUUCGUGUCCAAAUUUCUCUUCUCUGCAUAAGAGUAUUACGUGUCGAGGCUUAAGCUGAACCUCUUUUACUGUAACGUCCACUGAAAUAUUUGUGCAUUUAAAUUUUUGAGCAAAUGUUUAAAAUCAGGAAAUAUUGUUAAAUGGGCGUCUGCGUGUGUGAGUUUGUCACAUUGUAUGUGAUUAGAUGACUUAAAUGACAAACAAAAACUAAACUGGAAAGUAAACAUAAAUUUUAUUAUAAGCGGUGGCUCAUAUUUGAAGUCAAACAAACGCUUGGUUGGGGAGUCUCACGAAAUAUGACAAGAACACAUCCAGGUGGUAUUUCACCCAGCACGCUCUAUUUUUGGGGAUCUUUAAACCACUGGUUCUCAAAGUUUGAUAAAAAAAAUGUAUUAUUUAAACUAUUAAGUAUUAAUGAAUCAUAGUUAAUAAUUUUUUAUUUUAGUUUAAAUACUGUAUUAAAUACUGUAUUUUUACUUUAACCUUAACUCUAUGAAGAUAAGCGAGAAGCAAUAAAUCUAGAUAUAAGAUAUUGAUAACUGAGGAAAGGUUCUUUUAGAGAACCACUUUAUCAUCAGUUGAUUGUUUUUGUGAUUCUAAAACGUUAAUACAAUUAUAUUUACAAUACAAAACAUCAUACAAUAAGGCCUUUUUAUAUAACUGUUAACUUUAUUCUAAUUUAACAUUUAAAUUCUGGUGUAAAAUGUGAUUUAAACAUUUAAAGUAAUGCUCUAGCGCACCCUUUAACAAACAAAGCCUCGCCUCAGUCAUUUAUUUUAAAUGUUCAACCUUUGUUUUCCUCUUGUAGGAGACAAAUGAGCAAACCUCAGUGACGCCAUCUGCUGAUGAAUCCACAUCCUCGCAAGCCGAUACAUUAAGUCCAGCGGAGUACCUCUCCCAAGGACCCACAACAAGUGCAUUCAUUCCUCAAAACUCACACCCUGUCCGUCC
Puntigrus tetrazona (Sumatra barb) is the source of this 3648-nucleotide messenger RNA. RefSeq names its product major facilitator superfamily domain containing 6b (gene mfsd6b). The coding region runs from base 288 to 2519 and encodes 743 amino acids. Gene Ontology annotation, cellular component: plasma membrane. NCBI's taxonomy places the organism in Eukaryota, Metazoa, Chordata, Actinopteri, Cypriniformes, Cyprinidae. Gene Ontology annotation, biological process: antigen processing and presentation of exogenous peptide antigen via MHC class I. The record is from RefSeq and is a predicted model, not a curated record. The transcript has 7 exons.